CGACAAGAAACAGCAACUACAAUAAACAUACAAUAUUUGCAAAUUAUUACCUUUUUGAUCUCUGUGAAGGCUGAAUCUACACCCUAUGUACUUUAUCGGAAUAUUAGAUUAGAUGUGGUGGUGUACCUGCUAAUUUGGGUAGUGAGCCAACAAGAUGCGCCACCUUUGGAGGUCCUUAGCCCAGUGCGUUUCAAUAAAAGAACAUAAAAACAAACUCGUCCAAUUUCAUCAAACUUAGGUGUCGGAUAAUUUUUUUUUCACUUUUCAAUCAAUAUAUAAACAAAUGUUCUCAUUUUUUGUUUUCCUUAUGAGUGAAGAAAUGAAGUAAUAUGCAUCCUUUCUGCAUCCAUCAAAUAAUCUGAUUGGGAUAGGCCAUCCUAUGGUGAAGUGGGAGAGAUGGAUGAGUAACAGUAUACUGUAGUGCGUGUCCAUGUUAGGCGGGGGGGUUGGGUUUUUUUGUGAUUAGCUUGGAGCUGAUCCCUUGGGAGCAGAUGGUGAAUGGUGGCUUACCUUAGACGCCUGGAGUCUGAGGAGAUAGUUUGUACUGAGCAGGACUAUGUUGCUGUCUUGGAAGACCUUAACAAUUUCAUGAGACAGCAGGCCGCCCAUGGCAUCAUGCUCCUGCAAGACUUAUGGUUUGCUGUCAUAGUGCUGCUGCUCUGUGUCCACUCUCUGCAUGGCUCCCUUCUCUCUGCUGCAUCAUCUUAUGAGUUCACUGCCUACAGGAUGCAACAAUACAAUCUGGCAAAGCAGAAUCACGGUUGCCGUGGCGCCAUCGUGGUGGCAGAGGCCCGGUCCCCUGACGAACCAGUGCUGACCCGCCGCUGUGUCAUCAUGAAGGUUGCGGACUUCACCACCAAAACAUACACUGAGGCUCAGAGACAAAAUGCUGCUGCCAUUCUGAUUCUGCUCCCCAAAAAUAUGUCAAGUAUUUUACCCGAAGCAAUACAGUCCUUCAUGAUGAGCGAGAGUCAAGCCUUGAUGAAAGAGACUCUCAUGCCAGUAUAUGUGGCCCCUGAGGAUGAACAGAUGCUGUACAUGUAUGAAGAGGUGAAGAAGGCUGCAUCCGCACGGACUUCAUAUAUAUUCAUUCGAGUCUUUCGAAGUAUGGUAACAGCAACAGCCUUUCAGAUCUUAGUGAGCAACAAUGUCCCCAUCAAGGCCAUUACAGACACCACACUGGUCACACUCGAAGGAGUGCUUCCUGGAGCCGGUGAGGACAUACCGACUAUUGUGAUCACUGCCCACUAUGAUUCAUAUGGACUGGCACCGUGGUUGUCCUAUGGAGCCGACUCUAAUGGAAGCGGCGUCACCAUCUUGCUCGAAUUGGCACGUCUUUUCCAGCUGCUUUAUAGUAGCCCGAGCACCAGACCACGGUAUCAUUUAAUGUUCUCUCUCACUGGAGGAGGAAAACACAAUUUCAUAGGUACAAAGAAAUGGAUUGAAGAAAACCUGGACCAUGCUGAAUCAAGCCUCCUUCAUGACAAUGUGGCAUUUGUGUUGUGUUUGGAUACACUGGCCAAUGGUGAUGAGCUGUACAUGCAUGUGUCCCGCCCACCGAAAUCAGAUACUCCCAUGUACACAUUCAUUCAACAUUUGGACGAGGUGGUUUCCUCCAGAUUCCCAUGGAUGAAGACAGAACUGGUCCAUAAAAAGAUCAACCUCGUGGAAUCCACAGUCGCCUGGGAGCACGAGCGCUACAGCCUGCGCAGGAUACCAGCAUUCACUCUGUCUCACCUGGAAGACCCCAAAUCCGAGCUACGGGGCUCCUUGCUCGACACUGUUAGCCAAGUGGACUUAAAGAAAAUUAAGCGGAAUGGUAUUAUCAUUGCAGAGGCGCUGGCACGGUACAUGUACCAUUUAUCAGACAAGGUGAGGAAAAAGAGUUCACCAAAAGAUGUUCAGCUCUUCAAAGGCCGGUUGGACUUCCAUGACAGUCGAAUAUCCAGUCUCAUGUCCUUCCUGACUUCAGUCCCUCGGGCCACGCAGCUGAUGGAUAAAGAGCCUGCUCACAUCCUGCUUGUCAACUCGCUGGAGCAUGAAUUGAAACAUUACUUACAGCAAGUCCACAGGCACACUUUUAGACAGGACAAAAGGGACCCUGAUAUUACAUUUUUUGAUCAAAUGAGCCAGCCAGUAGUGAUGUACAGGGUGAAACCAGCUGCUUUUGAUCUCUUCCUGGGGGGCUGCAUCACAGCAUAUUUGGGCAUUGUUUACUACGCAGUCGAGAACUUUGACAAUGUCUACACAAAACUAAAGGCAGCAGUAAAACCCAAGCACCACUAAAAAGACCCAGACUAUUUCAGAAUCCGUUUUGACUUUACUGGCCAUGCACUGAAACGAUUCAACACAACACAAGGCAAUUGAGGAAAAAAGUGUAUUUAUUUUUUUUUUUACCUUGGACUUGUGUGAAAUGUUUCAAUCAUCAUUAUGAAAAAAAAGCAACAUUUUUUGUUUAUCCUUUUAACAGCUACAUAAUUUGCUGUAUUCAUACAUUACACAAACAAAUAAAGGGUCUGUUAGAGUCUUAUUUCAAUGCAUUCAAUAUAAUUUUUUGUUUUAUUAUUAUUCAAUGAGGCAUUAUUAUCAUCAAAAGAAAUAUACAAAUACCACUUCUCAUUGGAUUCUUAUUCAUAUUUAAUAAAUGCCAAAAUAUGAUAAAGUACUAAGUACUUACUUGUAUGUAGUGGACUACGUCUCCCAUGAUUCAGUGCGUGCGGACAAGGCGGAUUCGCAACAUGUCUUGAAACUUUUCUGUUUUUUUUUGUUUUUGUUUUUUUCUUUUCUUAAUGUGACUUCGAGUUGUGUGGCAAAGCAAGUCGAUCCUGGUUCGCUUCUUCAUGGUUCGGUAGGGAAAAAAUAUGAUUAUUUUGAAGCAUAUUAAUACGCUGGAAUUGUCGGUGUCUACUUGCAGGGGAUUUAAUGUUAUUUUGCUACCGUUAAGUUUGGCACAGUGCCCUCAAAACAUGCACACUCAAAUAACGACUGCGUGACUUACUGCGCUGAGAAGUCGUACAUGUGCUGUAUGUAUCGCUUUGUUCGCCAUCUGUGUCCUAUUUUAAUCAUGAUAAAAAAAGGGGUUUAAUUAUCUCGAUGACGUACGCGUAAUUGUCCACGUCCAGUGAUUUCUCUCAAGCUCGCGUUGUGACUCUAUCAGCAUGUUUUCAUGUGUUUAUUGUCACUGUCACAAUCGAUGGGAAUGCAGAUCUUGAUCUUUCUCACACAACAUGACUAAUAAAGAAGAGGACAAAUGUCCUUUGCCAAUGUCAGUGACUGACCAGAGGGAAUAAUAAUGACACCAAUGGCUAUGGAAAUAAUAUUCAGCAGCAAAAUGGAUCAUUUGAGUGCAAAAUAAUACCAGCAUGCAAAGAUAUGGCGAAGCACGUUAGUUUCAAGAGCUUCGUAAACCGAAGUUUGACAUAUGACUACUUUUGAGUAAUUGAAUCAUUGAUUGACAGAUUUUUGUUUGUUUGUUUGCUGAUUGAACAUUGAUUAUUGACAAUGUUGAGAAAUUGUGAUAGUGAACAAUGAAUAAUCAAUGAACCCCCGAAAAUGAUAACCCGAUGUGCAUUUAUUUACGCAUCAAAUGAGAUGUUUUCAAAACCGUACAGAUUCCUGCAAAAUAUACUCCAAAUGCCAUCGUAGGCAUGCCAUGUCAAUAAUUGGCAAUGUAAUCAUGCACAGUACAACACGACACUCGUGUACUAACUGCUUUUUCAAAAGGACAUUUAGGAUACCCUUUGUCAGCAUAUACACAUGGACAAAAUUGUUGGUGCGCUUCUGUUACAGAAAGAAAAAAAACUCACAAUGGUCACUGAAAUAACUCGAAACUGACAAAAGUACCAAUAAAUGGAACAUGAGUGAAAAAUAAUAAUGAAAUUAUUAUUAUUAUUAUUAUUUUUGUGAUCCAAGCAAAUACUUUGAAAUAAACUAGUCUGAUAACUGA
Messenger RNA from Phyllopteryx taeniolatus (common seadragon), 3946 nucleotides. RefSeq names its product Nicalin-1-like. Gene Ontology annotation, cellular component: endoplasmic reticulum membrane. Gene Ontology annotation, biological process: regulation of signal transduction. The record is from RefSeq and is a predicted model, not a curated record. The coding region runs from base 499 to 2286 and encodes 595 amino acids. NCBI's taxonomy places the organism in Eukaryota, Metazoa, Chordata, Actinopteri, Syngnathiformes, Syngnathidae. The transcript has 16 exons.